ACUUAAAUGGGUAAAUAAAAAAGAAGAUGGGUAUCAAUUAUCAAACACGGCCUUAUUAAUUUACUAGAAUGGUAUAGAACAGGAAAAAUAAAUCUAUCAUUGAUAGACAUGAAUGGAAUAAUUUUAUGAAGGAUGUAGAAACUAUAAGAAAGUUAGAAGGAUGUAGAAACAAAGGGCUAAAUUAAAACGGGUCCACCAAAUUAAUUUAAUAUGCAAAGCUCACUUUGAACAUUCCCGUGAAAAACGAUAUGCCCAGAAAGUUCAAGAAAUCUCAUUGCUUCCCAAAUCACUAUAAAUACAAUUCACUUUAAGCUGUUUGAUCAACUCAGAAAAAUCUUAAUAAGCAUAAUUCACACCAAAGCUCUAAUCUCUAAUCCUUUCUUCAAUCACCAAUUCACAACUCAAAACCCACUCUUUUUGAAACAAUGUCGAUCAUCCCAAGCUUCUUCGGAGGUCGAAAAACAAAUGUGUUUGAUCCAUUUUCGCUAGACAAUUGGGAUCCUUUUGAUGGCAUUUUCAGCUCAGUUCUUGCCAAUAAUUCACCUUCCUCGGUAGCUCGUGAGACGUCCCAAUUCGCAGCCACAAGGGUUGAUUGGAAGGAGACGCCAGAAGCGCAUAUUUUCAAAGUAGAUCUUCCCGGGCUGAAGAAGGAAGAAGUGAAAGUCGAGGUGGAAGAAGGCAGGAUUUUGCAGAUAAGUGGAGAAAGAAGCAAGGAACAAGAGGAGAAGAACGACAAAUGGCAUCGUCUUGAGAGGAGCAGUGGCAAGUUUCUACGUCGUUUUAGGCUACCCGAACAUACAAAGAUGGAUGAAGUUAAGGCUAACUUGGAGAAUGGAGUGUUAACUGUAACAAUUCCAAAGGUAGAACAGAAGAAACCUGAGGUCAAGACCAUUGACAUCUCUUCUGCUUGAAAUGCUGAUGCUGAAAAUCAAUCCCAAAAGAGUGUAAUAUAUAUGUUGUGAUUUACUUUGUGUAUUGACAUAAUAUAAUAAUCAAGUGUUUUUGUUUAUGUAAUCUGUUUGUGAGUACAUGUAAAUGGUGCUAUUUAUUUGCAAUUAAAAGUUGUGUGUUUUUUUGCAA
Amaranthus tricolor (Joseph's coat) is the source of this 1080-nucleotide messenger RNA. Its product is annotated as 17.8 kDa class I heat shock protein-like. The record is from RefSeq and is a predicted model, not a curated record. The transcript has a single exon. Bases 426 to 911 code for a protein of 161 amino acids. Gene Ontology annotation, biological process: response to salt stress; protein complex oligomerization; protein folding. NCBI's taxonomy places the organism in Eukaryota, Viridiplantae, Streptophyta, Magnoliopsida, Caryophyllales, Amaranthaceae.